Molecule: messenger RNA, 1794 nt
Organism: Trematosphaeria pertusa
Lineage: Eukaryota; Fungi; Ascomycota; Dothideomycetes; Pleosporales; Trematosphaeriaceae
Exons: 1
Coding region: 139-1563 (474 amino acids)
Biological process (GO): amino acid transmembrane transport
Cellular component (GO): vacuolar membrane
Molecular function (GO): amino acid transmembrane transporter activity
Source: RefSeq, a predicted model, not a curated record
GCCCUCCGCCCCCCCGUGACUUCCUGCCCAACGGAGCCCGGUCGCAAGAGCCUUGCAUCUCCUCACCUGCACACAAAAGCCGCCAUCCUCUGCUCCUCCGCCCCUCCACCCCUCGCAUCCAUACCCCGACAUAUCAAUAUGGCAUCCACAUUACCGUCUCAUAUAGCCCACGAAGUGCGGCCACCACUCCCUCCCGGCUACGACGCCGACGAUGCCAGUUCCAACGGGAAGAAGAGUGAUCCGGAGCUGAGUCUCGAAAAGGCGGCCACCAUCGAUCAAGGCUCAGCCAAGUUCAGACGACUGGGAUGGAAACGGCUGACUAUCUGCCUCAUUGUCGAAGCCAUUGCACUCGGAUCCCUCAGCGUUCCAAGCGCCUUCGCAACGGUUGGAAUGGUGGCCGGAGUCAUUCUGACCGUCGGGCUGGGCUUGAUCGCCAUUUACACCAGCUACGUUGUUGGCCAGGUGAAGUUGAGAUACCCUCUGGUCGGCCACUACUCCGAUGCCGUUGGUUUGAUCUGGGGAAAAUUGGGAUAUGAACUGACUGGGGCCAUGUUCGCCAUCUUCUUGGUCCUGCUGGUGGGCUCGCACGCGCUAACCGGGACGAUCGCCUUCAUUAACAUCGCCGACAACUAUGGCGUUUGCGCUCUGGUCUGGGGUAUAGUAUCUGCUAUUAUCCUACUCCUUGUGGCGCUGCCGCCGACCUUCGCUGAGUUCGCUAUUCUUGGGUACAUCGACUUUGUUAGCAUCAUCGCUGCCAUCCUCAUCACCAUCAUUUCGACCGGCAUCAAGGCUAGCAGCGCGCCAGGUGGGCUUGCGGCAGUGAACUGGUCAGCAUGGUCGCCGCCAGGAACGACCUUCUACCAGGCAUUCCUCUCCACCACCAACAUCAUCUUCGCAUACUCCUUCGCCAUCUGCCAGUUCAGCUUCAUGAGCGAGAUGCACACCCCCAACGACUAUGUCAAGUCGAUCUGGGCGCUCGGCCUGAUCGAGAUCUUCAUCUACACGUUGACUGGAGCUCUCAUCUACGCCUUCGUUGGAGCGGACGUCAAGAGCCCGGCGCUCCUGUCGGCUGGGCCGCUGAUCUCGCGCGUCGCUUUCGGCGUCGCCCUGCCUGUUAUCUUUAUUUCCGGUAGCAUCAACGGUACUGUUGCCGGCCGCUAUAUCAUGGAUCGCGCCUUCCCCAAAUCAACAAUCCGCUACAUCAAGGGCGUCCGUGGAUGGGCUAUCUGGAUCUGUCUCCUCACCAUCCUCACCGUCAUCGCAUGGGUGAUCGCAGAAGCAAUCCCUUUCUUCAACGCGCUCCUUGGCCUGAUGUCGUCUCUCUUCAUCAGCGGCUUCACCUUCUACUUCCCGGCGUUGUUUUGGUUCCAGCUGGUGAGAGAAGGGGCGUGGUACCAGGGCUGGAAGAACAUCAGCCUGUCGAUUCUGAACGCUGUUGUUUUCGUCAUCGGUCUCAUUGUUUUGGGCUGCGGCACGUAUGCCAGUGUGCAAGACAUUAUUAACCAGUAUAGCGGAGGAAGAGUGAGGAGCUCAUUCACGUGCGAUUCCAGCGCGUAUGCCUGAUUCAGCAACAGACGGAGUGUUGGUUAGCGGCUGGGUUGACGGCCAUCCAUAGGUCAGUAGAGACGCCGUAUCGAAACUUCUGUCUCUUUCUAUUGCUCUCUCGCAGUCCGAUGCCUCAUUGGCUGAGUGAUGCACGUCGCGACUGGCCGAAGGCUGGGCUCGGUGUGAUCUCAGCAUGCUGUGGGCACUUUGGAAUCGUCUCAUGCGUCCACAAAUUCUGCGCGAUUGAUA